Megalobrama amblycephala (Wuchang bream) is the source of this 3169-nucleotide messenger RNA. RefSeq names its product membrane-spanning 4-domains subfamily A member 4A-like. The record is from RefSeq and is a predicted model, not a curated record. Gene Ontology annotation, cellular component: membrane. NCBI's taxonomy places the organism in Eukaryota, Metazoa, Chordata, Actinopteri, Cypriniformes, Xenocyprididae. The coding region runs from base 626 to 1522 and encodes 298 amino acids. The transcript has 8 exons.
UAUGUGAACCGAAGUAGUUAGUUAGUUAGUUUUGGAAUUUUUGCUGUAAGAUUAGCUUCCCUUUUCUCCCUUUCAAGCUUAUUUUUCCUUUUUUGCGCACCACUAUCACUUUUUUUUUUUUUUAUCAUUUUGGACACCCGCAAGGCUGAACAAGCAAUAAAGGCCAAUUUCCCAUUUUCUAGUCUACCUGCCAUAGCAUAAGCAAAGAGGCGUUUCCCGAUGUCCGCGAAUUGUAAAGUGAUUUUGAUUGGACGGUGAUUUAUCAGUCAGGCACAUUUUCCAAUAAUUUUUUCUUGUUAUUUUAUUAGACACAAAUCAACCACCUAUGUCUUGUCAAUCUCAUUUCCUCCGGCCCUGUUCACAAUGACUCGCUUAUUGUAUUCCUCUCUUGUAAGUCGCUUUGGAUAAAAGCAUCUGCUAAAUGAAUAAAUGUAAACGUAAAUAUCACAUUUUGUUCUACAGUAUUUACAUGCCUGUUUCCAAACCAGCAUGCAAAUUACUUUCUGUAAAAAAACAACACACACAUUUAUGAAUACUUCAGUUAAUUAUUGUCUUUUGUGGCUAACCACCUGAUCUCCACCUGAUUCCUGUUUCAUUCUUGGAAACAGUAUCAGCAGUUACUCUUAUGACAUCUUACUUUACCUCGGCUCAUCUCAGAAGAGUGAACUCAACUACCGAGUGCGGUAAACCAACUGAAGAGAAUAUUUUUUUUCGGUCAAUUUCAGAUUCAGCAACAAGAAUGUCUCAAACUGUCGUACCCGUGAACUCUUCGACGCUCGUCAUCCAGUUUCAACCACCAACACAAACAACAGCAGCUGGAACUGGGACAAAUGCUCCUGUGCCUGUUUAUAUACAGCAGCCAGCUGGAGUUUCACCUUUUCAUGGACUUCAGGCAUUUCUAAAAGGCCAACCAAAAGCCCUUGGGACUGUCCAGAUAAUGAUUGGUCUGUUGACUCUCCUGUUGGGAAUUGUGUCUACAAUUAGUACAGCUUCCAUCAAUGUCAUUAGUGGUAUUCCUUACUGGGGAUCUCUCAUCUACAUUAUCGCAGGCUCACUCUGCAUUGCUGCAGAAAACAAACAGAAUUCACCCUCCGGUUUGUGUUUGGUGAAAGGUUCACUUGGAAUGAAUAUUUUCAGUACUAUAACUGCAGGCAUUUCCUUUAUCUUAAUUUCAUUGGAUUUGGCUUUUGGGCCAUUUAACGCUUGGUGCAACGAUUAUUCUUGUUAUUAUUUUGAGGCACAGUAUAAGACACUAUUCUGGGGAAUCAGCAGUGUAACAUUCAUAUUUGCUGUCCUUGAGUUUAUCAUCUCCAUCUAUCUGUCAGCAUUUGCCUGUAAAGUCACCCCCUGUUGUACUCCACAGGUGGCGUUUGUUCCACAAGUUUUACCUCAACAGCCCUGUUGUUUUAGGCACAAUCAUGUCCAUGAUCUUAACAACCCAGAGAUAUCUGUGGUCAGCGACAAUUCAACGCAUCACCGUCCUGCCGAAGUUCCUCCACAAUACAGUGAAUUUAAAGAAUGAAUAAUAAGACAGAGUUGAGGUGGAACACAUGAGUUUCCCAGUGAUUUCCUGUCCAUUAUCUCUAAUAUCCUUUCAUUAAAAAGAGAACAUGACAAAUCAUUUGAUCAGAUAAUAAUUACAGAUUUCUCUUAAGUCACAAAUGUGUAAACAAUAACUAUUCAAGACUUUCUUUCUUUUGUUAAGUUAAAUUUUAGUUAAGACAAGACAUUUGCCUAAUCGUCAGUGAAACUGAAUAGAUUGUUUUGAACAACUAAUUCUUUAAUACUGUAUAAUCUGUAAUAAUAAAGUAUACAGAAUAUAUAUAAAUGGCUUAUUUAUGUCUUUUUUUAUCUUUCAUCUGUAUUUAACUAGACAAGUCACUUAAGAACAAAUUCUUAUUCACAACAACAGCCUGGCAGGAGAAUAGGAGCGAUAUUUCUACCGAAUUGCAUCGAGGCAGUAGAUAUAGUGAAUGUGAAGCCAUCACGGCGUGUUUAGUUCUAGUCUGGUUUGUUUAUAUCGCGCUGCCUUUCUGCUAGUGAGUUUAGGGCAGUAUUCUUCAUUUUGUCGUGAUUAUGAAAAAUGUCGCCGUUGUAGGUCAUUCAUGCUGAAUCGAGAAUUGACUAUAUGCACAGAUCGUUCUUUAGAACUUCCACAAUAAUACAGGCCAGCUUAUAUUAAACUUCCGGUGAAAUGUCACUUGCUUGUGGUGUUGAGCAUAAAUACUGUAAUACUUAGUUUAUAAUCUGAAUAUAGUCACUUAAUAGUCAGGCGUAGCAUUAAUUUAGUUAUUCAAAUGGAAGACAACAUAAAAAAAAAAAAAAAAUAUCUGGAGGACAUGAGGACAUGAAAGACAGUCGAUGUUUUAGCUCCCUUUGAAGAACUGACGAGGGCAGUGAUCAUUGAGACUGCAGUUUUCUAUAGAGCACAGCACUGACCAAAGUAUCAAGAUGAUUAAAGCCACUUUUCUAGAGGCAGUGGAUAGAUGCUUUAGCUAGAUUGAGAUUGAGCCACUCGACUGCAUUGAUACUUUAGUGGAUCCCAAACACAAGGACAGGCAAGUUCAGUAUGAAUGCUAUGAUAAAACUUUAUUAUUCUUUAUGUAACCCUGAGUAAACUUGGGUUAAUAAAACCUGUCAAUGAUUGAAAAGCACUUAAUCUGUGAACAUUUUAACUGGACAUAUACAAAUAUGUUCAUUACUGUUGUUAUUUUUAAGAGUGUGAACCUAUAUUUAUAAUGUAUGCAAAUAUAGUUGAGCAAAACCACUUUUUUCUGAUUGGCUGUAAAAGUUUUAGUCCCACCUUCCAUACAGGAAAGUGCACUCUUAUUGGUGAGUAAAGAUUCAUUAGGGGAGAAGAGAAUUGGUGCGUUCAAGUCAUGUCGAAAAUAUCGUAUUUACGAGCUGAACGCACAUGAACGCCACCACAAUGUCGUGAACAUGAUUGGGAAGCUCGGGAUUUUCGCUAAGCCCGAUCUAUACGAGUUGAGGGCGUGUCAGUGAGAAACAUAGCGGAAUACCAUAAUACUUAAAGGUCUUUAGCAGUGACAUUGUCAGGAUUUUUUCUGUUUACAAAGAAGUAAGCUGAUUCCCUGCACAAAAUAUGAUAGCAUUAUAAGAUAACAAUAUAAUAUGUAACGAUAAAGUUCACAGUGGCUUCAUAAAUUAA